This is a messenger RNA of Colletotrichum godetiae, 1125 nucleotides long. Its product is annotated as TAM domain methyltransferase. NCBI's taxonomy places the organism in Eukaryota, Fungi, Ascomycota, Sordariomycetes, Glomerellales, Glomerellaceae. The transcript is spliced from 3 exons. The record is from RefSeq and is a predicted model, not a curated record. Bases 1 to 1125 code for a protein of 374 amino acids. Gene Ontology annotation, molecular function: methyltransferase activity.
AUGGCAGAAGAGCUUUCCGGUGAGGCAGUCGCUGUGGAAGCAACCGCUGGAGUUCACCCAACGGCUGAAAAUGCCGAGAAUGCUGCUGCACCAGUAGCACCGGCAUCGCCGGCUGCCGCAUCACGCCCCGCCCUGCUAUUGUCACUAGUUGCUGCCGCGCCGAUUGUAGCUGAAGAAGACCCAGAUCCACCCACUGAUGGAUACGAGUCGGGUACCGAUGGCAGCUCCAACGCCUCAACUUUACUGUCAUCGAGCGUUCGUGACUACGAAUGGGAGAAUAAGCGCCGCUAUCACAAGUUCAAGCAAGGCCGUUACCUGUGUCCAAACGAUGAGCCCGAGCAGGAUCGGGAGGAUAUGAAACACGCUCUAGUAGUUCACAUCUGCGACGGUAAUCUGCACAGCGCGCCUCUGAAAAACCCGCAGAAGAUUCUGGACAUAGGCACCGGCACUGGCAUCUGGGCGAUCGAUAUGGGUGACAACUAUCCGGAGGCAGAAAUCGACGGCAUUGAUUUAAGCCCCAUCCAACCCGGUUUCGUGCCGCCGAAUGUCAAGUUCCUGGUCGAUGAUGCUGAGGCGGAGUGGCUGUACCCGGACAACUCGAUUGAUUUUAUCCAUCUGCUGCACAUGGCGCCUUUCAUCAAAGACUGGCCCAAGCUACUGCGCCAAGCAUAUAGGGUGUUAAAGCCGGGUGGCUGGAUCGAGUUGCAAGAGCUGAGAUGGAGAUUCGCUUGCAACGACGGCACAAUGGGUCCCGACUACGCUCCGACUAAGAUGACGAAUCUCAUCGAAGAAGGUCUCGGCAAGUUCGGCUUUGAGCUCUGCGCAUCGGAGACCAACCCGGAACGUCUCAAGGCUGGUGGCUUCGAGACGCAAGUCCACGAUGUUAGGAAGGUGCCGUUGGGGAGGUGGCCCAGGGACGAUAAUUUGAAAACCAUUGGGACGUAUUCUCAGGCGGUUCUGUUUGACGGGCUGCAAGCUAUUACGAUGGGACCUCUGACGAGAGGGCUAGGCUGGACUCCAGAAGAGGUCGAAGUGCUGCUGAUGCAGGUGCGGAAAGACCUCAGGAACUUGGCUUUUCACACGUAUGUUUACUAUCACGCUUUAUCUGGGAAAAAGCCGGUAUAA